Messenger RNA from Exophiala aquamarina CBS 119918, 213 nucleotides. Its product is annotated as 20S proteasome subunit alpha 3. The record is from RefSeq and is a predicted model, not a curated record. Gene Ontology annotation, biological process: ubiquitin-dependent protein catabolic process. The transcript has 2 exons. Gene Ontology annotation, cellular component: nucleus; cytosol; proteasome core complex. Bases 1 to 213 code for a protein of 70 amino acids. NCBI's taxonomy places the organism in Eukaryota, Fungi, Ascomycota, Eurotiomycetes, Chaetothyriales, Herpotrichiellaceae.
AUGUCGCGGAGAUACGAUUCAAGAACAACCAUAUUCUCGCCUGAGGGCCGAUUGUAUCAGGUUGAAUACGCCCUUGAAGCCAUCUCGCACGCCGGCACAGCUCUAGGAAUUCUAGCUCAGGAUGGAAUCGUCCUUGCCGCCGAGCGAAAAGUCACAAGCAAGUUGCUGGAACAGGAUACAUCGGCUGAGAAGCUGUACAUUUUGAACGAGUGA